Messenger RNA from Acipenser ruthenus (sterlet), 1905 nucleotides. Its product is annotated as tetraspanin-3. The record is from RefSeq and is a predicted model, not a curated record. The transcript has 7 exons. Gene Ontology annotation, cellular component: membrane. Gene Ontology annotation, biological process: protein localization to plasma membrane; protein maturation; regulation of vascular endothelial growth factor signaling pathway. NCBI's taxonomy places the organism in Eukaryota, Metazoa, Chordata, Actinopteri, Acipenseriformes, Acipenseridae. The coding region runs from base 166 to 927 and encodes 253 amino acids.
AGGAUGACCUCACCCUGUCACGUGACUCGUCCUAGCUGGUUGGUUGCUGUGGCGUUUUGGGAUACAGUGAGGGAGAAAGAGACCGGCGACAGGAACGUGAGAAACGGACAGCCAUUUUAUAAAUUAAAAAAAUAUAUAUAGUUAUUAAACAUAAUAGUGGCAGCCAUGGGGCAGUGUGGCAUUACCUCGUCAAAAACCGUGCUCGUGUUCCUUAACCUCAUCUUCUGGGCAGCGGCAGGUAUUCUGUGCUAUGUUGGAGCCUAUGUGUUUAUCACAUAUGACGAUUAUGACCAUUUCUUUGAAGAUGUGUACACCCUGAUUCCAGCUGUUAUAAUAAUUGCUGUCGGGACUCUCCUGUUUAUUAUUGGAUUAAUCGGAUGCUGUGCAACAAUCAGAGAAAGUCGCUGUGGGCUGGCAACCUUUGUGAUCAUCCUGCUGUUGGUUUUUGUUACGGAAGUAGCUGUAGUGGUGCUUGGAUAUAUUUACAGAGCAAAGGUUGAAGAUGAGGUUGACAACUCCAUUCAGAAAGUGUAUAAUAAAUACAAUGGAACAAACCCAGAUGCAGCGAGCCGAGCUAUUGACUAUAUACAGAGACAGCUUCACUGCUGUGGAAUCCACAGCUACUCCGACUGGAAGAAGACAACCUGGUUUAUAGAAGCCAGAAACAACAGUGUCCCUUUAAGUUGUUGCAAAGCAAGCAUUAUUAAUUGUACAGGGACUCUUAGCCGUCCAGGAGAUCUUUACUCAGAGGGAUGUGAGGCUCUGGUUGUCAAGAAGCUGCAGGAGAUUAUGAUGUACGUUAUCUGGGCAGCACUGGCAUUCGCUGUUAUUCAGAUGCUGGGUAUGCUGUGUGCAUGCGUUGUGCUGUGCCGAAGGAGUCGGGACCCAGCCUACGAGCUGCUCAUCACUGGAGGAACCUAUGCAUAAAGGAAAACGCAUACUUGAGCUUGACAUCUUAUUUGUAUUGGAAGUCAGAGGACCGGCACGCUAGCUUUCCUAUCUUAUAGUAAGCUAAAGCACGCCUUGCACAAUUUGGGACUGCUGAAGUGUACACUGGUGAUGGGUAAAGCCUCAAAUAUACUAUUUAUUUGCAUGCUUUACAAGUUGGUAUUUUAUUUAAACUGUUUAAAUGCUACUGGCCAAAACUGCAAAAUAAAUAUUAAAAUCUCUCCUGUUUGCUGGGGUAAGGAAGAAAAAAAGUAAAUAAAAAAAAUAUGUACCCUGCUAUACCAUGAACAUUGGAGCAACUGUUGCAAAUGUGAUAUGAAAAUGUACUUCUUCAAACCAGAAGUUUUGGAACUGUUUUUCUGUUUAGCAGUUGUCUGACGCACUGUGUGUAGGACUGGACAUUUUUUUUUUUUUUUUUAUAAAAAACGUAAUACUACAUGUAAAUACUGAAGGUGAGAACCCCUUUGUAUACGGCUGCCUCAUGCUACUGAAAUGUAAUUUUUAAAAUUAUUAUUGCCUACCCAUCACCAGUUUUCAUUUCUAAGUACGAGUAGUAUCGCUGUACACACAGUCUUCAUGUAGAAAAAGGAUUGUAUAUAACUGUCUACUCCCAAUGAAAGUAAUUAAAUUACAAAUGAAUGGUUAAGUCCUGUACCUGAAUAUCAUAUCUUCCACUAGUUCACCUCUAACGAUAGUGAUGUCAAAGAACUGGCCUUUUGGGAGUAAUCAAUAUGCACUACACAUUCUGUAUUAAAAUGUUUUGUUUUGGUAGUUGGUUUUUUUUUUUUUUUUCUGUUGCAGUUGUAUGUGGAGUGUGCCGUUACAGUAAAUGUUUUAAAGUUGAUUUGGGGAAAAAUAUGUAGCCGUGUAGAUUAACACUAUUAUGUCAAACUGAAUUGAGUCAAUGUAAAUAGAAUUAAAAAACAACUUUCAAUGAAUAAAUCUCUCUACAAUGUA